AUGUCUUCUCCAAACACUCGUGCCAAGGGUUCCUCUUCUUCACGCUCUCCUGCCUAUCUCACUGGAGAUGGUGUCGAAAAUCAUGCGAUAGAGGUUCGAAGCAAGCUCUAUCCCUUCGUGCAAAAGAAUUUGGAUGAGAAUGUACUUCAUCUUUUCAAGAAUACCCUGGUUCUGGGCCCCCAUUGGUUUGGUGCUGUACCGAAGGAGAUGGCCAUCUUGUUUAGGGAUGAUGUUGAGGCCCCUCUCGAUGUGAGGAAUAGUGCGGUGAAAUGGUUAGACUGGAUUAACAGGCUUCUUCCUAGGCACAGAGCUUACUGGAAGAGGGCUGGUAUCUACGAUGAGAACCUUCUGGCUGCCGCUCUGUGUUUCUGGAACUCUGCCAGCAAUACUUUUGACUUCUGCCUGGGCCCGAUGACUCCAACUCUGCUGGACAUGGCUCAGAUAUUUGGGUUUAGGCCUCAUGGCUUGAAAUUCAGCAUUGAGAAAGAUAGAGAUCAUCAACACAUGUUGUUCCUCCUCUAUUGGCUGAACAGAUUCAUCUUUCCCAACUGUUCCUCUGUAGUUCUACUUGAGCACAGACAUCUAGCAGAGGCUCUGCCCAAUCACACUGACGUGGGGCUUGGGCCUACGGUUCUGGCUCAUUUAUACAAGAACUUGCACACUGCCACUUUGGAGAAUCCGGUGAAUCUGUUCGCCCCUGGCGCAUUUUGGAUGAUUCAAGUUUGGUUGCAAGUGUACUUCCCAAAACUAAGGUUUCCAGACAUUGUUCUCCCUGAAGACUAG
Molecule: messenger RNA, 783 nt
Organism: Prunus armeniaca (apricot)
Lineage: Eukaryota; Viridiplantae; Streptophyta; Magnoliopsida; Rosales; Rosaceae
Source: the annotation of a GenBank genome assembly